Molecule: messenger RNA, 1428 nt
Organism: Ogataea philodendri
Lineage: Eukaryota; Fungi; Ascomycota; Pichiomycetes; Pichiales; Pichiaceae
Exons: 1
Coding region: 1-1428 (475 amino acids)
Biological process (GO): xenobiotic detoxification by transmembrane export across the plasma membrane
Cellular component (GO): membrane
Molecular function (GO): antiporter activity; xenobiotic transmembrane transporter activity
Source: RefSeq, a predicted model, not a curated record
AUGGCUCCUCAGGAACAGACUCCGUUGGUAUCGCCUCCUUUGCGGGCAGCUUAUGUCCAGCAACCGGAAGGGCUCAAACUGUCUCCCCUUAACACAACAUUGUACCAUGAGGUGGAAUACGUGAUGAAAAACUCGAUUCCUGUCUUGUUAACCUUCUUGUUCCAGUAUCUGUUCCAGAUAAUGAUUCCCAUCUACUAUUCCAGUCAGUUGGGCGAAAAAUACCUCUCCGCAUGCUCGCUGUCCAUCACCACAUUCUAUGUCACCGGUCCGGUCAUUGUGAACGGGUUUUCGACCUCGCUGGAUACCCUUUGUUCCACUGCUUAUGGUGCCGGUCAUUAUGAAAAAGUCGGACUCUACUUCCAACGGUGCACAGUGAUCCUGUUGCUCUUGUUGAUCCCUGUGUGCGGGCUUUGGCUCAACUCGGGCCCAAUCAUUUACAUGGUCACCGGAAACAAAGAAAUAGCAGACCUCUGUGCAACUUACUUGAGUGUCAUGGUUUUCGUCACACCGGCCCUUGUGGUUUUUGAGUGUUCUAAAAGAUACCUCCAGUCGCAAAACAAGUUCAGCGUUCCCACCCGGAUCAUCUUCCUGGCCGUUCCCGUUAGUGUUCUGCUCAACAAGGCCCUUGUCCCCGUCAUUGGCUUCAAUGCUCCCGCAGUCUCGUUCGUGUCGACUUACUGGCUCAUCGCCGUCCUCCUUUGCCUGUACAUUUACUUCAUCGACGGAUACCAAUGCUGGCAUAAAGAUACUUCUUUUGCACUGCUGAUGGCCGACUGGUCGCCGUUCUUCGCCCUGGGAGUGCCCGGAGUGCUGAUGAUCUUAUCAGAAGCCUUUGCGUUUGAGGUGAUCACGUUCUUGUCUGCCAAGUUUAGUCCGCUGGAGCUGGCCUCGCAGUCGAUCGUGGCCACCAUCGCGUCUCUUGGGUUUCAGAUCCCGUUCUCCGUGGGGAUCUGCUGCUCCACCAGACUGGCCAACAUCAUCGGAGCAAGAUCAGAAAACUACAAGAUCGCCAUCGAAGUGGCUCUCGCGACCGCGUGUUUCCUCAGUUUCUUCAACUUUGGAUGGAUGUCGCUCUUCAGGUACCAGCUGACCAACAUGUUCACCAACAAACCAGAGCUGGUGGAGUACGCUUCGAAACUGUUUCUGGUGGUGGCAUUCAACCAGUUCCUCGACUGCAUCAACGUGAUCUGCGCCUCGGUCCUGAGAAGCCAGGGUAGACAGCGCACAGGGUCCAUUUUGAGCGUGGUUUCGUACUACCUUAUUGCGCUGCCAUUUGAGAUCUUUAUGGCUUUCUACUGCGACAUGGGCGUCUACGGGCUGUGGCUCGGGCUCGCGGUGGGCGUGUCUGCUUUGUCAAUCUCGGAACUGAUCAUUGUGCUGAAGUCCGACUGGGAGGCCAUCAUCGUCAACAGUACACAGAUAGUUUAA